Molecule: messenger RNA, 5092 nt
Organism: Cherax quadricarinatus
Lineage: Eukaryota; Metazoa; Arthropoda; Malacostraca; Decapoda; Parastacidae
Product: cAMP-regulated phosphoprotein 21
Molecular function (GO): nucleic acid binding
Source: RefSeq, a predicted model, not a curated record
GGGGAGGAGAGAGUUGCUACUGACCGUAUAUGACGUCACUACUGCCGCUACCCACUCACACUUCAUUAUGUAGAUGAUUUCAGGGGUAAGGUGGUCACCGCCCUGUGUCUCACUACCACCACCACCACCACCACCACCACCACCACAACCACCACCACCACCACCCUGGGCUCGGCGUGACGCUGGUGCAAGCUUCACCACCACCACCAUUAUCAUCAUCCUCAUCAUCAUCAUCAACACAACCACUACUGCCAUCGUUAUCACCGCCACCACCACCACCAUCACCAACAUUACCACUACUACCUUCGUUAUCUCCGUCACCACCACCAUCGUUAUCACUCACACAACGCCAAAACAACAACAAGCACUACUACCACUAACGCCACACACACCACCACUACUACCACCAUCACGCCCACAACCACGCCCACCUCACCGCCAGCGUGCCGCCCACCAGAGCCCCCGGCAUGGCUCAACUGGAAAUACCGUCCAUAGUGGUGCACAACGGGUCGACCAGCGCCCCCGGCAGCCCCAGCAUGGAACGGGCGGUGAGACCCCUCCGCCCUCAUAGAACACUCUCCAAACAGGUUUCUCUGUUGGAUGAUGACUGUGAUGAGGGUGUGGAUGAUGGUGGAGAUUUGCUGCCGGACACACCACCUACACAUCCACACCCUCACACUCCACCACCCACUCCACCUGGUGCACGCGGAGUGUCUCCAUCAUCACCUUCAGCUAAUUUCACACACCACCAAAGUGGCCCACCACAUGGUCCAGGGCCUGGAGGAGGAGGUGGAGGAGAUGGUGGGGGAGGUGGAGGGCUGAACACUCAGGUGGGCCAUGGUGGGUUGGGUCAUGGUGGAUCGAAUCAUGCUGGGCCAAAUCAUGGCAGCCAGGGGCAUUCGGCCCAGGGUCAGGGACGCUCCAAGUCCUUGGAGCUACACCAACAACGCUCAACAGACUCAGACAAAGAAGCUCCACUAGUUACCUCAGCCAGACAUAGGCACCAUGGGGGAAAGGCUAAACUCUUGCAACGAAGUCAUGCCAUGCAAGAGGACUCCUCUCCUCCACCAGAACUGCUGGAGUCUGCUGCACCUUCCUCGCACUGCAACACCAACAGUGGUGGAAACACCCUCACAGUAUCAUCAGGCGGUGGAGGCCGUAGGAGACUUAAGCAUCAAGGAUCUUCACAAGGAUCAUUUGAUGGCUCCUCUCCUUGUCUCUCUAGAGACUCAUCAAUGGAGUAUACAGACAGUAGUGGGGUAGAUUUACAGCAGUUCAUAAUUCAAACUUUACACAAGAACCAAAAAGACCGUAUGAUGCUACUUAAGAUUGAACAUGAACUAGUCAGCCUUGUUAAGGAUACCAAACGAACCCACCAUAAAUUUCCUCCAAUGUCUUCUUACCAACGAAUGCUUGUCCAUCGGUGUGCUGCAUUCUUUGGACUAGAGCAUAAUGUUGACCAAGCUGGAACUGCCGUUAUUGUUAAUAAGACACGAAAUACCCGUCUUCCUGAGACGCGUUUCAGAGAUCACUGCCGAGACGAUCUUCUGGUGCCAGAUGAGCCGAAGAGAUCGAUCCUUAAGAGGGACUCCUCAUCCUUUGAUGAUGGGUCAAAUUAUAAGUCAUUGUCAUCUGCUGAUGGUUUGGGCGAUUCACCUGUCAGAAGUCAUGAUUCACGGAGAAAUUCACAAGAUGACACGCGAUGGCAUGAUUCCAGAAGCUGGACAUUUAUGGACUCUGAGAUGUCUCAUCGAAAACAUCACUAUGACAAUCAUAGAUUAAGACCUGGAAGAUUACCAAAAGUAGAAUCAUUUGAAAGCAGAGAUACCCUUCAUCCAAGAUCAUUACGACCUCCUGUGUUUAAAUCACAUAGUUUUGGGGGCUACGGUGGUGGAAUAACAGUAUUGUCUCGAGGAGAAUCUGUGUCCAGUAAUCUCUCUUCAUCUAGAUUAAGUAAACAAGACUCGACCAGUAGUAGGAUAAGUGAUCUGAGUAUGAGUUCAGGAUAUAAAUCACAACGGCAAGACACCAGUUCUACAAAUGUCUCAAACACACUCUCCACCACUCCAUCCCCAACUACUAGUCAAAACCAACAGUCAUCCAACAGUCAGGUUGGUAUGUGGGGUGGUGAAGGGGAUAGCCAGGCAGUGAUGUGGGCCGUCACAGACAUGGAAGCUGUGCCUCCAGGGGCCAUGUUAAUUAAUCCACAGAGUGGGCAGCCAUACAUGAACUCUGAUGGGUCAGUAUAUCGUUUUGACCCCAACAAUCCACCACAGUUGAGUCCUGGUGUCAGCGGUAAUAGUUCCAGUGAAAAAGAUUCAUCUGAAAAAGAUACAACAAGUCAGCCAUCAGGUGGUUCAGAUGGAAGUGGAACAACAUGUAUAACUCAAAUCCCAGCUGUUUCUCCACCCUCUCCACACGAGUUGCCUCCACCAGUCUCGACCAGCGUCCGGAGUCCCCCAACUAAACAACAUAGUCUUCAGCAAACCUCACCUGAACCUGCACAAACAGGUGUGGUGAGCAGUGGUGUGUCCAGCAGUGAAGUUAAAGAAGCAGAAAGUAGUAGUGGGCCAGGCAAUGGAGGAACAAGUGAGGCCAUUGUACAGCACACACCACAAGUCAUCUAUCCACAGUAUUACCAGUUAGAUUCUAGAUCGUUUUCACAGGAGGGACAUGUAAACGAAGUGGCAAACCAAAUACGAGGGUUAUGUUUAAGUGGGCCAAGCAGUGGAGGAGAUGGUGGCACUGAUCUUACACCAGUACAAGCAUCAGCUGCACCUUUACCUCAGAGUUAUAUUGUUCCUAGACAACACUAUACACAGCCUGUAUACUACAUGCCAUCGGGUAGUGUUGCCAACAUGAGUGGUUCCCUCAAAUAUGUAUAUCCUCAGUACCAGAUGGCUCCUGUGCAGGCAACCCCUGCAGGUGUUCAGGCACCCGCUGGAGUUCAACCUACAGGUAUACAGCAGGUGCAGAGCAUGUCUGCAGUAUCCACAGUGCCAGCUGUGGCUGGGGCUAUUCCCACAGCUCCAGUGCCACCCACAGCACACCAUCCCUCCAUGGACCAUAACCCUGCACUGCCUCCAGGUGGAGGCUAUCUUCCAGGAGGCUACACAGUUGUGACAUACCCAGCUGGUGGUAGUGUUGGGGGAGCCAGUAAUGGCCAAGAAACAGGUGGCACUACCUAUUACUAUCAGUUGCCUGCUGCAGGUGCUGCACUCGCUGGACCUAUACCAGCUGGUCAGCCAGCAUCAAGCCUACAACAGUACACUCUUACUCCUUCAACCUCUACCACUACUUUUCCUCAGAUGGGUAGCAGCAUGGGCUACUACACAGCGAACGGCAUGCCAGGGGGUGCCGUGUACCAGACCAUGGGGGGCAUGCAAGGUAUGUCUGGAGGAAUGUAUGGAACUCCCCAAGGCCCCACGGCAGCAGGUCACACUACUACUGUCUCCUACAGGGCACCAACACCCCCACAGACACCUAGUACACAGGGCAUGAGUAUGAACCUAGGGUAUGUGAGUGGCGGCAGUGGGGGGGUUGGGGUUGCCCCAGCUGGGGGCGUAGGAGGGCAAUAUAUGGCAAUGGUCCCACCCCAGCAGCCCCCCACCCCCACAUCCCACGCCCCUCCCCAGCUCUUCACCUUCUUUAGGCCUUCUGUACAGAUGAUGGGUGGGUCAGCAGGGACUCCUCCACCGCAACCUGUGUUGCAGUAUGGGGGUGGUGCAGCCCCACCUACAGGCCCUCCAGGGACUGUCACCCCACAUCCUCCUGUGUUUGCUAAGCCUUACAUGGGGCCAACCAUGCACACCAUCAUGCCAGGACCCUUACCAGACCAGUCAGGUAUAGGCAAGGAUGACAAGCGGCUUAUGACCAUAACACAAAAUAUGGGUGGUGCUCCUGGUGGUCCCACAGCUCAACUUCUGGCUAGACCUUACUCCAUCAUGCAAAGUGAUAUGCGGAUAUUUGGGGGGACAAGUGGGCUUCCCAACACAGGUGGGAUGAGUGGUGGCAGCCUGCCUGGUGGUGGGGCUCCAGGACACAUACGGGCUGCUCCUUUACUUCUCACUGGGGCACGCCCAAGACCUCCGAAUGCCUUCACUCCCAACCCACUUGCCCCCCUGAGUCUAAGACCACCUAAAGUGCGCAGGCAGAGGUCACGAACUUCUUAUGUCCGUAGCACAGAAGUUAUGACACCUCAGCUGUCGGUGGAAGGCCAGGAGUCCAAUGAUUGAGAUUAUUAUCCUGCUAUGCUUUGAAGCAAUCAUCUCCAUUCAAGCUUUUACAGUGGGAGUAAUAUAAAAAUUAAGUAAAGUUAUGUGAUGCUUAUCACAAAAUUUUCACGUAUCUCCUAGAUAGGUGCUGCAAUGAUGGUUGAUGAAAGCCUUAUGUAGUGUCUGUUGAGUUCUGUAUGAUUUCAACACCCAAUCUGUUGAAUAUUAUAAACUCUGUGUUGAGGAUUAUAAGUGUAGCGAUAGUGCGAUGGAUAAUCCUCAACCACAGCCAUGUAAGAACACCAUGUGUUAAUAUUGUAAGGAAAUACAGAUACAAGUAGAAAUGCAAGGUGCAAAUAAAUUUAUUUUUUGUGAGUUUCUGGCAGACUAGAAUUACUGAAUGUUAAUAUAAUUUAUAAAAGUAAUAUAAUACCUCAAAAGUCCUGAGCUAAAUGGUGCAAUAUUAAAGAGGAAACAUGCAGAGAUCUGUUUUGGAGAGACACUGAGGUUAAUUAAUACAGUUGAGGGGAAGGGUUUUAGUGUUGUCUUAGUUUCCCAAGAAGAGUAUUUUCUUUUAAUAUUUGUGACAUCUGUAACAGAUUAGUUUUGUACACAUGACUACAUACUGCUCAUAUUCCUCCACCUCAGUUUAUUACUUGCAUCACAGUCAUUCAUAGUUCACCAUUCCCUGUCCACUUUGUGAGGUCAUCACUCUUGAGUACUGUCUUACAGCUUUUCAUAAUUAUGUAAAAAUACUUUUUGUAUAAAGUAAUGUAAUUAAUUUUUUUAACUGGUCAUUCUGUAUAUUUUUUUUUAUAUAUGUUUUAAACUAAUUUGACAUUUGUACAGUACGUAUAUUAUUUGCAUUAACAAUUAAU